This is a messenger RNA of Anolis sagrei ordinatus, 3905 nucleotides long. RefSeq names its product myb-related transcription factor, partner of profilin. Gene Ontology annotation, biological process: regulation of transcription by RNA polymerase II. Gene Ontology annotation, molecular function: RNA polymerase II cis-regulatory region sequence-specific DNA binding; DNA-binding transcription factor activity, RNA polymerase II-specific. NCBI's taxonomy places the organism in Eukaryota, Metazoa, Chordata, Lepidosauria, Squamata, Anolidae. Gene Ontology annotation, cellular component: nucleus. The record is from RefSeq and is a predicted model, not a curated record.
UCUUUGUGCCUUGCUUCUGAGCCCUGUGCGGUGGAGGUACCAGCUUCGUGGUGCCAAAUAUAAGGAAAUCCAGAGGUUGGUACCAUCAGGACCCAAAUCCUAUUGCUUUGCCUCUGAGCUCUGGAUGAUGGAGAAUGAGAUGCCACCUUCACAAGGAGUCCAGAAGUUGGGACUGGACCAAAUAUCUCAAUGCUCCGUAUGAUGGAGAUGCCAGUUUCACAGUGCCAGGCAUCAGCGUGAACCGAAAACCAGUGUCUUUUCUGUAUGAUCGAGGUACCGGCUCCAUGGUGCCAAGCAUAAGGGAGUCCAGAGAUUGGCACCAUCAGGACCCAAAUCCCAUUGCCUUGCCUCUGAGCUCUGGAUGAUGGAGAUGCCAGUUUCACAGUGCCAGGUACCAGCGUGGACCGAAAACCAGUUUCUUUCCUCUAUGAUCGAGGUACCAGCUCCAUGGUGCCAAGCAUAAGGGAGUCCAGAGAUUGGCACCAUCAGGACCCAAAUCCCAUCUCCUUGUCACUGGAUGAUGCAGAUGCCAGUUUUGCAGAGCCAGACGUAAUAAGAAAGUCCAGAGGUUGGCACAGGAAGGGACCCAAAAACAGUGCCUUGCUUCUGGUCCCUGUAUCAUGAGGUCUCCAGAUUCUUGGUGCCAGGCAUGAGGGAGUCCAGAGGUUGGCACCAUCAAAGCAAGCUAUGCUGAGAAAAAAGCAUCCUUCCUCCUCUUUCAGGACCCAAAGCCAACUCUUUGCAUCUUCCUCUUGCAUGAUGGAGGUACCAGUUUCACAGUGCCAGGUGUAAAGGAGUUUGAGGUUGGCACCAGAAGGGACUAAAACUCAACAUCUUAUCUCAUUGCCUCUGAGUUCUGUGCAACGGAGAUGGCAACUUCAUGGUGCUUGAUGUAAGGUUGGCACCGUAAGGCAAAAAUAUCAUCACCUUGCGUCUGAGCUCUGUGUGGUGAAGAUGCCAACUUCAUGGUGCCAGGCAUAAGGGAGUCCAGAGCGUGGCACCAUAAGGACCAACAUCUCAUUACCUUGCCUCUGAGUUUUGUCGGAUGGAGAUGGCAACUUCAUCUUGCUUGGCGCAAGAGUCCAGAGGUUGGCAUCAUAAUAACCAAAAUCUCAUUCCUUUGCCUCUGAGCCUUGUAUGAUGGAGAUGCCAACUUCAUGGUGCCAGGCAUAAGAGAGCAACAUAAAGACCAACGUCUCAUUACCUUGCCUCUGAAUUUUGUGCAACAGAGAUCACAACUUCAUGGUGCCUGGCAUAAGAGUCCAGAGGUUGGCACCAUAAGGACCAAAAUCUCAUCGCUUUGUCACUGAACUCUGUGUGAUGGAGAUGCCAACUUCACGGUGCCAGGCAUAAGGGAGGACAGAGUGUGGCACCAGAAAUACCUAAAUCUAAUUACCUCGGUUUUGUGUGAUGGAGAUGGUGACUUCAUAGGGCCAGGCAUAAGGGAGUUCGGAGCGUGGCACCAUAAGAACCAACAUCUCAUUACGUUGCCUUUGAGCUCUGUGCGAUGGAGAUGGCAACUUCAUGGUGCUUGGUGUAAGAAUCCAGAGGUUGGCACCAUAAGGAUAAAAAUCUCAUUGCCUUGCUUCUGAGUUUUGUGUGAUGGAGAUGGCAACUUCAUGGUGCCUGGUGUAAAGUUGGCACCAGAAAGACGAAAAUCUCAUCACCUUGCGUCUGAGCCCUGUGUGAUGGAGAUGCCAACUUCAUGGUGCCAGGCAUAAGGAAGUCCAGACUGUGGCACCAUAAGGACCAACAUCUCAUUGCCUUGCGUUUGAGCUCUGUGCAACGGAGAUGGUAACUUCAUGGUGCCUGAUAUAAGGUUGGCACCAUAAGGGCUAAAAUCUCAUCACCUUGCUUCUGAGUCCUGUGUGAUGGAAAUGCCAACUUCAUGGUGCCAGGCAUAAGGGAGUCCAGAGUGUGGCACCACAAGGACCAACAUCUCAUUGUCUUGCAUCUGACCUCUGUGCGACGGAGAUGGCAACUUCAUGGUGCCUGUCGUAAGAGUCCAGAGGUUGGUACCAAAAGGACCAAAAUCUCAUUACCUUGCCUCUGAGUUUUGUGUGACAGAGAUGACAACUUCAUGGUGUCUGGUAUAAGGUUGGCACCAUAAGGACGAAAAUAUCAUCACCUUGCGUCUGAGCCCUGUGUGAUGGAGAUGUCAACUUCAUGGUGUCAGGCAUAAGGGAGUUCAGAGUGUGGCACCAUAAAGACCAACAUCUCAUUGCCUUGCCUCUGAAUUUAUGCAACAGAGAUGGCAACUUCAUGGUGCCUGGUGUAAGAGUCCAGAGGUUGGCACCAGAAGGACCAAAACCUCAUCACCUUGCUUCUGAGUUUUGUGCAACGGAGAUGGCAACUUCAUGGUGUUUGGCGUAAGGUUGGCACCAUAAGGACUAAAAUCUCAUCACCUUGUUUCCGUAUGAUGGAGAUGCCAAUUUCAUGGUGCCAGGCAUAAGGGAGUCCAGAACUUGGUGCCAUAAGGACCAACAUCUCAUUGUCUUGCGUCUGACCUCUGUGCGAUGGAGAUGGCAACUCCAUGGUGCCUGGCGUAAAGGUCCAGAUGUUGGCACCAGAAGGACCAAAACCUCAUCACCUUGCUUCUGAGUCUUGUACAAUGGAGAUGCCAACUUCAUGGUGCCAGGCAUAAGGGAUUUUGGAGUGUAUGAUGGAGAGGCCAGCUUCGUGGCUCCAGGUGUAAGCGAAUCCAAAGAUUGGCACAGAACAGAACCAAAUGGUGCCGGGCAUAAAGAACUCUUGCUGUUGCCCAGAGGUUGGCAUCAUUGAAAAUCAGCAAACCAGGAAUGCCCGGGGACAGCGAGGAGAUCAUCCGCCUGCGUAAGCCGCGCUUCUCAUACGAGGAGAACCAGAUCCUGAUCCAAGAGGUGCGUGCCAACUACGGCAAGCUCUACGGCACCCAGAGCCGGCGGGUGACGGUGGCCGAGCGCCGGCGAGUCUGGGAGGGCAUCGCCGCCAAGAUCAACAGCAUCACCAGCUGGAAGCGGACCGGGCAGGAGGUCCAGAAGCGGUGGAAUGACUUCAAGCGGCGCACCAAGGAGAAGCUGGCACGGGUGCCCCACUCCACCCAAGGGGCCGGUGCCACCGCCUGCGAUGAGAACUUCUCAGCGGAGGAGGAGACCAUCUUUGCCAUCCUUGGGCCUGGCGUGAUGCUGGGGAUGGCCAACGGUCGGGCAGAGCCUUGCCAGAACGCAGGGCCAGAGUUUGGUGCCCACAGUUACCACGUGGAAGCAGAGCCGGGCACAGAUAUGCCAACCAGAAGCCACCUAUCCUGCAGUCCGGAGACACCUGCGCAUCACACAUCCUGCUGCGCUCUGGACGGAGGCUUCCUGCGGCCCAAGGAGCGUGAUUCACCAGAACCCCCUUUGGCACGGUCCGUGGUCCACUUGGCACCUUCUCCGGCCACUUUGGGUUGCAUCCGGCCACAUCUUGCACACUCCCCCGGUGAGCAACUGAGCACCACCUCGUGCCCAUCGUCCUCACCACCCUUGAGACGUCGGCGCACCCGCCUUGAUGCGCCCAUCUGCGAGACCCCUCUAGAUUUCCUCCAGGCGCAGAGGGAGACGGCCGAUGCCAUCCGCGAGCUGAGCUACACCUUGCGGCAAGGUUUGGAGCGGCUCACCGAAGUGGUGGCCACCUUGCUGCCCCUGCUUCCGGCACACACGCAACAUCACCUAUCGCACGCACAGGAGGGAAUGUGUAUGUCUCGUGGUGAGACCCUUCCACCCAGAGAGACCUUUGCUACCAAACUAGAAGCAUCCUCAGAGCAAAGUGAGAGCGAGGCGAGACUUCUUCCGCAAGAUGUGCCCGAAACGGGGCCACCCCUGAGCAGGCCCCAGAAACGGAGGAAAGGCAUCCCCACUCGCAAACGGAGAGGUCGCUGGAAGAACUAA